Messenger RNA from Cynara cardunculus var. scolymus (artichoke), 723 nucleotides. Its product is annotated as 40S ribosomal protein S14-3-like. Gene Ontology annotation, biological process: ribosomal small subunit assembly; maturation of SSU-rRNA from tricistronic rRNA transcript (SSU-rRNA, 5.8S rRNA, LSU-rRNA); translation. The transcript has 6 exons. Gene Ontology annotation, cellular component: cytosolic small ribosomal subunit; ribosome. NCBI's taxonomy places the organism in Eukaryota, Viridiplantae, Streptophyta, Magnoliopsida, Asterales, Asteraceae. The coding region runs from base 66 to 521 and encodes 151 amino acids. Gene Ontology annotation, molecular function: mRNA 5'-UTR binding; small ribosomal subunit rRNA binding; structural constituent of ribosome. The record is from RefSeq and is a predicted model, not a curated record.
GAAGUGCCAACCGUGUGUGAGCUUCAUUCUUAGCACCAUCACCAUACUAUCGAAGAGACGCCGCCAUGUCGAAGUCGAGAAAGGUCAGGGAGCCAAAGGAAGAAAAUGUCACCCUUGGACCUGCUACCCGUGAAGGAGAGCUUGUAUUUGGUGUGGCACACAUCUUUGCAUCGUUCAAUGACACAUUUAUCCAUGUGACUGAUAUCUCUGGGAGAGAAACCAUGGUCCGAAUUACAGGGGGGAUGAAGGUGAAGGCCGACAGGGAUGAAUCCUCUCCCUAUGCAGCUAUGCUUGCUGCACAAGAUGUUUCUCAGAGAUGCAAGGAGCUUGGGAUUAAUGCUCUUCACAUAAAGUUGCGGGCUACAGGAGGUAACAAGACCAAGACUCCUAGUCCAGGAGCCCAGUCUGCUCUAAGAGCUCUUGCUCGGUCUGGCAUGAAAAUUGGUCGCAUUGAGGAUGUGACUCCGAUUCCAACUGAUAGCACCCGUAGAAAGGGCGGUAGAAGGGGAAGAAGACUGUGAUCUCGGCAAAAUGGAUUAUUAUGCAAUUGUUCAAGUUUUGUUUUUUGGUCGACAGUUUUGAUGAUUUCGGGCAUCGUUUUACGACGCAUAUCGUGUUUCUUUGAUGGAGUAUUUUAUAUAAAGUGAAUUGGAAUUUACUUGUGUUCUGUUAUUGCAAAAGCAUUGGUCUCUGCUCUUGAGGUUCAUGGCCAUAGAUUAUAUU